AUGCGUUUGCGAUGGUCAGCUUGUGCCCUGCUGUGCGCCCUUGCGGAGGAGUUUCGUGAGGCGGUGGAAGAGGACGCCCUGUCCGUCUCGCGCCUGGCGUCCCUCUUUGGGCAGCUGGACGGCGACGGCGACGGCCAGGCGUCGCCACUGGAGCUGCUGAGGGCCGCGGAGGCAGUGCGCCUGGGCCUGGCGACGAAGGAUGUGGAGGUGGCGCUGGAGGAGAUGGACCGCAACCGCGAUGGCUGGGUGACCUUUGAGGAACUCCACGAGGGCGAGGUGGAACCCAUCGAUGACGACGAUCGGAGAGACAUGGAGCCGCCUGGCGCAAGGAAGCGCCGCACGGAAGAUCUGCAGCUCUUCAAGGCCGCGGACGUGGAUGCAGACGGGCGCCUGACGCCUGCGGAGUUACGUGCGGUGCUGUACCCGGAGACGCAGCAGGAGUUGUUGCGACUGGUGGCGGAACAUGCGUUGAAGAGAAAGGACCUGGAUGGGGACGGUCAACUCACGUUGUCCGAGUUCUGGGAGGGCGACGUAGCGCCCAACGAGGAACCACAGGAGGAGGGCGCCACCUUCCGGCGUUUGGACCGCGACCAGAACGGUCAUUUGAAUGUGGAGGAACUGAUGGACUGGGAAUCUGGCGCCCAUCACACGCAGGUGGCCUUCGAGGAGCUGCUGCGCAUGUGCGACGACAACGGAGAUGGGCAGUUGAGCCUGGAAGAGCUGACAGGACAUCAUCAGCAGUUGUCCAAUACCGACGCUGCUUAUCACUUCUUGGAAUGGGCCGAGCAUUACGUCCGCAAGGAGCGCCGCAAGGAUCUGAAAAACUUCGAUGAGUCGCACGAGACCAUCGCGGUCUAUGCCUUGAUUAACAUCGAGUGGCAGCUCGGUUUCGCCGUGGACAACGGAAGACCUGCGCUGGUGGGAUGCGAGCUAUCAGAGGGUGCGGUGGGUCACGGUGUUUCUGAAAGCGAAGCGGUGGUGGAGAAAGCUUGCAAGAAUCGAACGGGCGGUUGUUCUGAGUAUGACUAUGAGAAGGGCGAAGAAUGGGCAGCUGCUCGGUGA
Molecule: messenger RNA, 1062 nt
Organism: Cladocopium goreaui
Lineage: Eukaryota; Dinophyceae; Suessiales; Symbiodiniaceae
Source: the annotation of a GenBank genome assembly